AAGUUGUUCAGAAGAGCCCAUCUCCUCUUCUUCCUGUUGGAUCAUAACAACGAGACAUCUCAAACCCCUUCCCAUCACUCUUUCUAUUUUUUUUUUCUUCUCAUUAUAUAUAAAUCUUUUCCCCUGAUUAAUCUAUUUCUCCUGAUUAAAUACAAAAUAAUUCUCCAUAAAGACAAAACAAAACCGUAAUUGGGUUCGUCGUUAAUCCUCUGCCACGCGCCGAGCUCACAAUAUAAUGGAAAUCUUAUGAUCUACGAGAGAUGUAAUCAAAAUCCUACUUGGCCACAUAAAGUUUCUAUUUUUAACACUUUUUUUUUUUUUGCUUCCUUAAUUUUGGAGACGCAGACAGGAGGAGGAAGAUCAAUGCUAAUCACUAGUUUGUGCAAUAUCAUCGGAUUGUGGAACCAUCUUCUCACAUCCCUCUGGAUCCAGACUCGCUCCUCGAGAUCAACGGUGUUCGAUGCUCUCAAGGAGUUUCCUCUCAGCUGAGGAGAGACCGUGUUGAUAAGAGAUCUGAAGCCGUUACUUACAUCAGCACAGACAGCAUCAGGCUAUCCGGUAGCGUGAGGUUUGAGGUGUAUGACAGAGAAGAGCUGGUUUUGUCUGGGACGUUGGAGUUGUCUGGUAGUAAUAAUGGCUUCACAGGGGAGUCUGUUAAGCAUAGCGUGAAGCGGUGGGGGAUGAGCUGUGAAGCUGAGAUCACUGCAGGGUGUGGUUUCUUGAAGGAGAAGAAACACAUUGGUUGUUCUGAGAUGUCAUCAUCUCCGUUGUUGCCGACUGUUGAAGUUUAUGUCACUGGUUGCUUCUCUGGAACACCUAUCAUCUUGACCAAGACGCUUCAGCUUGGUUUUAGGAAGAAGCAGGUCAAUAGAGUGGCUGCGUUAGAUUCGAUUCCUGAGUAUGAGACCGGCGAGACUCAUAAAGGCAACUCGUCUGAGCUUGAUUUUCAGGUAACAGAAUACGGAAGGUAUAAACAAGACUAUGAAGGAGAAUACGGAGACAUGUAUAUGGGAAGAGAGUACGCAGAUGUUGAAGAUGGCGAAAUGUCUUGGUUCAACGCUGGUGUGAGGGUUGGUGUUGGAAUUGGUCUUGGCGUCUGUGUAGGUCUCGGCAUUGGUGUUGGCCUUCUGGUGCGAACCUAUCAAUCAACCACCAGAAACUUCAGAAGAAGAGUCAUCUAGUAGUUUCACUUAAACUUGCCUCAAGCUUCUUGUCCUUCUCUGUCUCUCUCUAACUCCACUCCAACGCAAAUCUCUAAACUUAAUAGAGUUUAAUAGCUAAUACAUUUGUGUAGUAUGAUAAUCUUUCUUCAUGUGUGUGUGUUUUUUUUUCUCUUUGUGCCUUCAAAUUUUGAAAGAAACCAUUCUCUUCUUCUUUGGUUUGUUGAGAUUGAUGAUACUGAAAGAAACAAAGCUUGUCUGCUUCCUGUAAAUAAAUGCAUUUUUGAGUGUAAAGUGUUUUUGGAUUCA
Messenger RNA from Brassica oleracea var. oleracea, 1469 nucleotides. RefSeq lists its product as uncharacterized. The record is from RefSeq and is a predicted model, not a curated record. Gene Ontology annotation, molecular function: phosphoglycerate dehydrogenase activity. NCBI's taxonomy places the organism in Eukaryota, Viridiplantae, Streptophyta, Magnoliopsida, Brassicales, Brassicaceae.